AUGUAUUUAUUAAUAUUCUUAUUGAAUUUUUUUCUAUCGACUUCUCUUUAUAUUAAUGCAGAAAUUAUUUCGAAUAAUGAAAUUUCUUAUCCAACAUUAUGGCAAACAGUACCAGAAUCAUUAACUGAAUAUCCAUUAGUAUAUGAUGAUAAUUCUUCUCGAUAUAGAUUAAUUGAUCCAUGGUUUUAUCCACAUAGAUUAGGUUUAUAUAAAAUAUUAAUUAAUAUUACGACACCAUUAAUGCCAUUUUGUUCAUCAUCAAAUGCAUCGAAUAUACUUUUUGCACUUCCAUCACAAUUCGGUUGGCAAUAUGAUUCAAAUCGAUUAUUUACAAAUGGAACAUUAAAUAUAUCUUUAAAUAGUUGGUGGGCAUCAGCUAAUUAUUAUCUAUCAGUUAUACCAUUUCUUGCUGCUAUUGAUGUUGGUCUUAUUCCUUAUGAAUCAUUUCGAAUUGUUCAAUAUGAAAAUUUCUGUUCAAAUUCAAUUCAAUGUUACAAACAAGUACCAAAAGCUAUGGAACAAUGGCAUAAAUUUUUUAUUCAUCUUCAACAAUCACAUAAGAAUAUUGAUGAUAGAAUACUUGAUAAUGAUUAUUUAGGACCUAUGUGGUUAGCAUAUGAAGCUUCAAUUGAAAAUGCUUUACCAUUAAUUCAAUCGAAAUUAUCAUAUCUUCCAUCAAAUGUUGAACGAUUAUUUGGUUAUAGUUGGGGACGUUUAAUAAAUUUAAUUGCGAUGACAAGAAAAAAUACAAAUUUAUAUGAAACAAUUAAAAAUCAACGUACAUUUCUUCCACGUCGAAUGUUAUUAGAAAGUGAUCGUUUAACACAAACAAAUGAUUUACCUGAAUUAGUUAAUAAAUCAUUACAAGUACUUUUCUCAUUUCGAUUUGAUUGGUUAACUUAUAUUGAAAAAAUUUGGUCGAAAUUAACAUGUAAUUAUGAAGCACGAAUCUAUGCUCAAUAUACAUUAGAAUCAAUGGCAACAUCAAAAUUUCUUGCUCUUAAAUAUUUAACUCAAGCUAUGAUUAAUGCUAUAUUAUUUCAAUGUGAUACUACAUUUAAAAUUGAUCUCUAA
Adineta steineri is the source of this 1074-nucleotide messenger RNA. The record is from the annotation of a GenBank genome assembly. Lineage: Eukaryota; Metazoa; Rotifera; Eurotatoria; Adinetida; Adinetidae.